CUUACCAAACACCUGAACCAACCCCAGGACCAUCUUAUCUUCCUCAAACUUCUGUACCAACACCAUCACACCAACAUCAAACAUCUGAACCAACUCCAGGACCAUCUUACCUUCACAACAUUUCUGCAGCAACAAAUGGGCCAAAUUGUGUGAGCCCAAAGUUAGCAGCAAAAAACGACCCAUCUCUGAUUGCACAGCUUCCUACAGACACCCUAGAUCCACACCUGGCAGAGACCUAUCAGAAAGCGUGCAGACAGAACUCCACAGAAGGCCUCACCAAAUACAUUCUUAGAACAAGAAUACUGCUACGGAAGAACAACUGGGGUCAAGCUGACAUUGAGACAAACUCUGAGCCACAGGUCAAAUAUGAGGUAAGCAUGCUAGAGUUAGCCUGGUACAGUUAGCCUGGUACAGUUAGCCUGGUACAGUUAGCCUGGUACAGUUAGCCUGGUACAGUUAGCCUGGUACCAAAACUGUCAAUUUCCCCCUCCAAACUGUCAAAUUUCCCCCUCAAAACUCAAAUUUCCCCCUCAAAACUCAAAUUUUCCCCUACAAACUCAAAUUUCCCCCUCCAAACUGUCAAAUUUCCCCCUCCAAACUGUCACAUUUGGGGGAGGUUUGACAGUGUAAAGGGGGAGGUUUGACAGUGUAAAGCCCCUCCAAACUGUCACAUUUCCCCCUCCAAACUGUCACAUUUCCCCCUCCAAACUGUCACAUUUCCCCCUCCAAACUGUCAAUGUUUCUCCGUUCAACUUAAAAUGAAAAAAAGUCAUAAUGAAGAUCAAGAAGCACAUAAUAAAAUGAAUUCAUUAUUUUUUCCUGGAACCAUUGGCGUAGCAUGAGUCUUAGAACCCCUGGGGCUACCCUUAAGUUUGUCUACCCUUAUUCGUUGCAGUGGACCCAAAAUACCUGCCCAAAAUGUGCAGCGUGGCUAUUGCCAGGCUUCUAUCGCCAGGCUACUGCCGCUCAUAGCUGUGUCGAGACACAAUUUUCACACUGCAAUCGUUUGAGAACCAUUGACUUCUCUGCUAUGCAACUGACCGUAUCCCAUCUGUAUUAACACAAACACGAGAAUCCUACAAUUCUACAUUGUAUAACCAACUAAGGCCGUUAGUGCGAAAAAUACUAGAUGACAGUCCAUAUCAGAUUAAAUGACAGUCCCCAUCAGAUUAGAGGUCAGACUACUUCCUUCCCUACAAUGCCAACAGUUUUAUUACUUUUCUUUGCAUGUCAAGAUGACACCUGAGGAACUGGAAAAGAGUCAACAGAGAAGAGAACUGAACCGUUUGUCCGCAGCAAAGCACAGACUUACUAAGAAACAAAAGAUAGAGAAAAAUGAACAGGUCAGUGCCUAG
This is a messenger RNA of Lymnaea stagnalis (great pond snail), 1355 nucleotides long. The record is from the annotation of a GenBank genome assembly. Lineage: Eukaryota; Metazoa; Mollusca; Gastropoda; Lymnaeidae.